GAGCGAGUUGUAUAUCUCGGCUCGGGCGAUCAGGAAUAGCAGACCGGAGAGCCAUAUGGUCCUUCGUGGUAUCUCGAAGUUGGACUGAGCGUACCCGACUUGACUUCUGCCCACCAUGUCGACCAAGGGUCUUCUGCCACAGCCGAUCACGGGGGAGAUAGAUCACCUUCUGGCGACUAAUGAUCGUGCCAGACGAAACGCAUCAACGUUCCGUAUCAUAUUUGGGUGGGUAUUGCUAUUAACAGGUACCGUUUUCUCUAUUAUACGGCUUCUCUAUGCCCCUGCUCGAAACGAUCCCUUGUCAAAUAUACCUAUCGAUGCGGCCGAGAUCCUGGAUAAGUGUCGUAUGCUGAACGUUCAGCCCCAUACGCCUGCGAAUUUCUAUGAACGGAAGCAGUCCGAUAGGUUCCAAGCGGGUACAAACCCAACAUUGAUUACUAAUGCGACCAUCUGGUCUGGACGCUUGAACGGCCUGGAACAGUUCACAGGCGAUGUCCUGCUGGAUGGAGGUAUCAUACGGGACAUUGGUGAUAUUGACCGCGAAUUCGUAGCUCGUCUCGAUGAUCUCGUCACUAUUGAUGCAAAUGGGGCGUGGCUGUCGCCUGGAGUUGUAGAUAUGCAUUCUCAUCUUGGUGUACAUUCCAACCCCGGUCUCAGGGGAUCCAGCGAUGGAAACUCUCAUCAUGGUCCCGUCCUCCCAGUUGGUCCCUUCAUCUCGUCUCUGGGAAGAACGAUUUUAACUGUUACGCAGUGGAUGCGUGCUCUCGAUGGGCUUAAUACGCACGAUGAUGCAUAUCGUUUAAGUGUAUCUGGUGGUGUUACAACUGCUUUGGUUCUUCCAGGAUCUGCGAACGCCAUAGGCGGACAGGGACUACUGAUUAAGCUUAGGCCAACAACAGAGCGUUCGCCGACAGCGAUGACGUUGGAGAAUCCCUAUUCUACUAACACAUCCGAAUAUGAUCCUUUACAUGGGCUGCGGUGGCGACAAAUGAAGCAUGCGUGCGGCGAGAAUCCUGGUACGCUAAUUGGCACAAGAAUGGAUACGACAUGGGCAUUCCGACAAGCAUACGACAAGGCACGUCAAAUUAAGAAUGCACAGGACGCCUACUGCCAGAAAGCUUCGACCGGAAAGUGGGACGAGAUCAAAGACUUCCCAGAAGACUACCAAUGGGAAGCCUUGGUCGAUGUCCUUAGAGGACGUGUCAAAGUCCACAACCACUGUUAUGAAACGGUUGACUUAGAUGACAUGGUUCGGAUCACCAACGAAUUCAAAUUCUCGAUUGCUGCAUUCCAUCAUGCUCAUGAGACCUACCUCGUCCCAUCCACCCUCAAGUCUGCUUAUGGGCACCCACCGGCUGUUGCACUGUUUUCAACGAAGGCACGCUACAAGCGUGAAUCAUACAGAGGCUCAGAGUUUGCACCCAAGAUCUUAUCUGAGAAUGGGCUUCAAGUUAUCAUGAAGUCUGAUCACCCGGUAUUGGAUUCAAGGUAUCUGCUUUAUGAAGCUCAGAUAGCCCAUUACUUCGGACUUCCUCCAAACUUGGCAUUGGCUGCCGUGACCAGUACGCCUGCCGAAGUCAUUGGAGAGGAUCACCGUAUCGGUUUUCUUAAGAGAGGAUACGACGCAGACGUUGUGCUGUGGGAUAGCCAUCCUCUCUCUCUGAGUGCGACUCCAAAGCAGGUCUGGAUCGACGGGAUCCCACAGAUUAAAGUCCCUCAUGUCGUGGACAAGCCUGCCUUUCUUCAAAACAUCCCGAAGACGCCUGAUUUCGAACGGGAAGCUCGCAAAACUCUCGAAUACGACGGCCUCCCGCCUUUGUUACCUAAUCAUACAAGCGAAGGGACUGUAGUUUUCACGAACGUCAGUCAUGUUUAUGCCAGAAAGGGAGAUAGCAUUGUGGAAGUGCUGGGUUUGCGCAGAGGCCAUGAUAAUGGCAUCGUUCAGGUGCAGCGCGGCGAAAUAAUCUGCAUGGGCGAAGCUUCAACCUGCUUGGAACUAAAUACUACUGGAAAGCCUACCUUUGUCAACCUACAAGGUGGUUCGAUUUCACCAGGCUUGGUGACCUUCGGUUCCAACCUGGGUUUGGAGGACAUCCAAGGAGAACCGUCCACAAAAGACGGGCUUGUUCCAGCCCCACUAAUCUCAAAGGUCCCCGCCAUCGUCGGCGGCGAUGGUGCUAUAAUUAGGGCUGCAGAUGGCUUGCAGUUCUUCACCCGUCAUGCAUUGUUGGCAUAUAGAUCUGGUAUCACGACUGGCAUUGUGGCACCACAAAGUCAAGGUCUUCUGUCGGGUCUCAGCGUUGCUUUCUCCACUGGCUCGGAACAUAGGCUCAAGAAGGGUGCUGUCGUACAGAACGUCGUCGCUGUCCACGUUGCCAUAUCUCAUUCAGACAAUUUGCCUAGCGUCAGCGCUCAGGUCGCCGCAUUAAGAAAUCUGUUACUAGGAAAUGGCGAGGGUGAACUAGGAUACUGGUUCGAAAAAGUGACAAAGGGCAAACUCUCAUUGGUCGUUGAUGUCCAUAGUGCGGACGCUAUCGCCUCCCUCAUUGAGCUCAAACGCGAGAUUGAGGGAACGACCUUCCAUCCCUUGAAACUCACGCUCAGUGGCGCAACUGAAUCUUACUUGCUUCCAAGUGAAAUCUCAGACGCCGACAUUGGGGUGAUCUUGCGGCCAAUACGAUCGUUCCCGUCAUCGUGGGAGAUGAAGAGAAUUUCUCCAGGGCCUCCUCUAAGUGACGGUACGGCGUUGUCAACCCUGUUGGCACACAAGGUCACAGUUGCUGUCGGAGCUAUAGACCCUUCCCUGGCAAGACUCACUAGGUUCGAUGUCGGCUGGGCCGCUUUGACUGCUGGAAUAAGUGUGUCGACGGAGGAAGUGUUAGCUCUCGCUUCAGUGAACGUAGAGAAAUUGCUUGGUGUGAGCGGUUCUCAAUCGGGAGAUCUUGUUGCGACUCAAAGCGGCGGGCUGCUGGAGUUUAAUAGCAAAGUGGCCGCUGUGAUCUCAUCUCGGAGAGGCUUGGUUGAUAUUUUUUGAUGAAGAAACCUCUGAUAACCAAAGGGGCAACAUAUAUACCAUCUGGACUACUGUGUAGAUGGAGACACUGGAUUCGAUAACCUGCUUCAAAACUGUUGGUCACGGAUGUCAUGAGUCUCUUGUACCGUUCUGAGGGGAUGACUUGUCCAACAUGGCUUGUAUGAACUCGUAGAUAGUCGGUAGGGCGGUGUGCAAUAUUCUGAUUGGCUUUGUCUCAUCUGGAGUACGAAGAGAGUGAGCGGGUGGGCGUGAGUACCAGGAGGGCAUAUCAUACCCAUACGUAAGACGUUUCCAUGCCGUUUUAGCACUUUGCCGCUUGUGAAUACGCGAUGGUUGGCAGGGAGGAUGGCGAGUGAACGCUGUUGAUAGCCGUCAGGCGUAAGUUCCCUGAAAUGUUAUUAUGUGCCAACCUUGUGGUACCAAGUC
Molecule: messenger RNA, 3460 nt
Organism: Somion occarium
Lineage: Eukaryota; Fungi; Basidiomycota; Agaricomycetes; Polyporales; Cerrenaceae
Source: the annotation of a GenBank genome assembly